AUGAAGCCAAUACAGAUAUUCCUAAUUCUAUGCAUCAAAACAAUAUUAAAUGAAGGACAAACAAAAAGCGAACACCAAAAUCAAACUUCCACCCAGCCCGAUCACUACAUCACAGCAUCCACCACCGGCAAUAACACAACCAAGACCAUCGCAACAGACAAUACAACAGACGAAACGCCACACAACACAGCCCACACAACUUACGAACAAACCCAUAGCAUGUCUAGCACACACAUGCACGCAACACACACCUCGGACACAUCAAACUCUACGCCUACAUACACACCCACAUCAACACCCACUCAUACAACGACACGUACACACUCACACAGUCCACUGCACAACACCACAUUACACCAAACACAAACCAUUAUUACCAACACCCACACGAAACACUCCACAUACAAACAUACUUCACCAACAUACUACAGCACACAUAAUAUCACUCAAACACCAACAUCCACUCCUACAUACGCACCCACUCACCUCCAAACUGACACCACCACACACACACCCACCAACAAUAGAACAUACACGCCCACAUCUAAUCACACAUACACACAUACUGACACGCUCAUCACGACGUCGACCAAACAACACAUUAGCAUCUCCACUAACACACAACAUACUGACACUACUAAUGCCACCACAAUUACCACACUAUUCCAUCACCCGAACCAAACCAGCAUCGAAAACGCCGACACGACCACCAACACAAACACCACCGUCAACACUUACACCUACACCACCGGUACCACUGCCCAUGCGCACGCGAACACCCAUACAACCACCCACACCGAUAGCUUCGUCAACAACACUAAUCCAACCGACAUCGCAAACAUCAACACAACUCCAACUACAUCCACACCAACACCGCACACACUACAUCAAACCCACCAGCACGAUUACACCAAACUCACCAACGCAACUACACACACCACCGACAAUCAGGCACAAACACUGCGAAUACAAACAUACGCACCACACUCCCACACCAACACCCGCGCCAACGCCGACACCGACACCGACGAGACGCACACACAGGCACAAUACAACUACACAGACGCGACCACAUCACCAACACCCACACACUCCCCACUGCACACCGAUUACGACCAAAUGCACAUACUCAACACCACCGCAACACCUAUCACCAUUUCAACAUCCGACACGACCACACACACAUACGCCUCCACAGACACACCAAUACACAUCUAUCCUCACUUUAGCACGCACAACAACACUUACACACACAAACGAACUGACACAAUUCCCAUACAUACAUCCACUCUGGCAUCAUUUCACACUGACACAUUUACACCCAACAAUACCACUAACUUUCACGACAACACUACAAUCAGUUCGUAUAACACAACCAACGGCACUGCACCCACACAUCCGAAGUCCUACCCAUCACACCCAGUAAUUUUCACGGAUUACACAACCACAACGAACACCACAAUUUCUGCAAACGCAACAUCCGGUAUAACACAUGCACCAAACACAAACACCAGCGCCCUGCAAACAAACACUACAAUCAACAACACAGAAACACAACCCACAUCAGAACACCACAAUCAAACUUCCACCCAGCCCGAUCACUACAUCACAGCAUCCACCACCGGCAAUAACACAACCAAGACCAUCGCAACAGACAAUACAACAGACGAAACGCCACACAACACAGCCCACACAACUUACGAACAAACCCAUAGCAUAUACCAGGAAGUCAGAAUGAAGAUAAUACAUAUAUUCCUCAUUCUAUGCAUCAAAACAAUACUAAAUGAAGCACAAACACCGCGCGAACACCAGAAUCCAAAUUCCACCCAGCCUGAUCACUACAUCACAGCAUCCACCACCGGCAAUAACACAACCAAGGCCGUCGCAACAGACAAUACAACACACGAAACGCUACACUACACAGCUCACACAACUUACGAACAAACCCAUAGCAUGUCUAGCACACAUCUGCACGCAACGCACACCUCAGACACAGCAAAAUCCACACCUACAUACACACCCACACCAACACCCACUCAUACUACGACACGUACACACUCACACAGUCCACCGCACAACACCACAUCACACCAAACACCAACCAUUACUACCAACACACACAUGAUACACACCACAUACAAACAGACUUCACCAACAUACUACAACACGCAAAAGCCCAUGCAUAAACCAACCUCCACGCCUACAUACACACCCACUCACCACCAAACUGACACCACCGCACACACACCCACUAACAAUAGAACAUACACGCACACAUCUAAUCACACAUACACACCUACUGACACGCUAACCACCACGUCUACCAAACACGUUAGCAUCCACACUAACACACAACAUACUGACACUACUAAUGCCACCACAAUUACCACACUAUUUCACCACCCGAACCAAACCAGCAUCGAAAACGCCGACGCGACCAUCAACACAAACACCACCGUCAACGCUUACACCUACACCACCGGUACCACUGCCCAUGCGCACGCCAAUACCCAUAAAACCACCCACACCGAUAGCUUCAUCAACAACACUAAUACAACCGACAUCGCAAACAUCAACACAACUCCUACUGCAUCCACACCAACACCUCACACACUACAUCAAACCCACCAGCACAAUUACACCAAACUCACCAACGCAACUACACACACCACCGACAAUCAGGCACAAACACUGCGAAUACAAACAUACGCACCACACUCCUACACCAACACCAACACACGCGCCAACGCCGACACCGACGAGAUGCACACACAGGCACAAUACAACUACACAGACGCGACCACAUCAUCAACACCCACACACUCCCCACUGCACACCGACUACGACCAAAUGCACAUACUCAACACCACCUCAACACCUCUCACAAUUUCAACAUCCGACACUACCACACACGCAUACUCCUCCACAGACACACCAAUACACAUCCAUCCUCACUCUAUCACGCACAACAACACUUACACACACAUACGAACUGACACAAAUCCGAUACAUACAUCCACUCUGGCAUCAUUUCACACUGACACAUUUACACCCACCAAUCCCAUUAACUUUCACAGCAACACUACAAUCAGUCCUCACACCACAACCAACAGCACUGCACCCACACACCCGCAGUCCUACCCAUUGCACCCAGUUGUCUUCACAGAUUACACCAACACAACAACUUCUGCAAACACAACAUCCGCUACAACACAUUCACCAAACGCAAACAACAGCGCCCUGCACACAAACACUAUAGGCAACAACACAGAAACACAACCCACAUCAGAACACCACAAUCAAACUUCCACCCAGCCUGAUCACUACAUCACAGCAUCCACCACCGGCAAUAACACAACCAAGGCCGUCGCAACAGACAAUACAACACACGAAACGCCACAAAACACAGCCCACACAACUUACGAACAAACCCACAGCAUGUCUAGUACACAUCUGCACGCAACGCACACCUCAGACACAGCAAAAUCCACACCUACAUACACACCCACACCAACACCCACUCAUACUACGACACUUACACACUCACACAGUCCACUGCACAACACCACAUCACACCAAACACCAACCAUUACUACCAACACACACAUGAUACACACCACAUACAAACAGACUUCACCAACAUACUACAACACACAAAAACCCAUGCAUAAACCAACCUCCACGCAUACAUACACACCCACUCACCACCAAACUGACACCACCGCACACACACCUACUAACAAUAGAACAUACACGCCCACAUCUAAUCACACAUACACACCUACUGACACGCUAACCACCACGUCUACCAAACACGUUAGCAUCCACACUAACACACAACAUACUGACACUACUAAUGCCACCACAAUUACCACAUUAUUCCACCACCCGAACCAAACCAGCAUCGAAAACGCCGACGCGACCAUCAACACAAACACCACCGUCAACACUUACACCUACACCACCGGUACCACUGCCCAUGCGCACGCCAAUACCCAUAAAACCACCCACACCGAUAGCUUCAGCAACAACACUAAUACAACCGACAUCGCAAACAUCAACACAACUCCUACUGCAUCCACACCAACACCUCACACACUACAUCAAACCCACCAGCACGAUUACACCAAACUCACCAACGCAACUACACACACCACCGACAAUCAGGCACAAACACUGCGAAUACAAACAUACGCACCACACUCCUACACCAACACCAACACACGCGCCAACGCCGACACCGACGAGAUGCACACACAGGCACAAUACAACUACACAGACGCGACCACAUCGUCAACACCCACACACUCCCCACUGCACACCGACUACGACCAAAUGCACAUACUCAACACCACCUCAACACCUCUCACAAUCUCAACAUCCGACACUACCACACACACAUACUCCUCCACAGACACACCAAUACACAUCCAUCCUCACUCUAUCACGCACAACAACACUUACACACACAUACGAACUGACACAAAUCCGAUACAUACAUCCACUCUGGCAUCAUUUCACACUGACACAUUUACACCCACCAAUCCCACUAACUUUCACAGCAACACUACAAUCAGUUCUCACACCACAACCAACAGCACUGCACCCACACACCCGCAGUCCUACCCAUUGCACCCAGUUGUCUUCACAGAUUACACCAACACAACAACUUCUGCAAACACAACAUCCGCUACAACACAUUCACCAAACGCAAACACCAGCGCCCUGCACACAAACACUAUAGGCAACAACACAGAAACACAACCCACAUCAGAACACCACAAUCAAAAUUCCACCCAGCCUGAUCACUACAUCACAGCAUCCACCACCGGCAAUAACACAACCAAGGCCCACGAUUACACCAAACUCACCAACGCAACUACACACACCACCGACAAUCAGGCACAAACACUGCGAAUACAAACAUACGCACCACACUCCUACACCAACACCAACACACGCGCCAACGCCGACACCGACGAGAUGCACACACAGGCACAGUACAACUACACAGACGCGACCACAUCGUCAACACCCACACACUCCCCACUGCACACCGACUACGACCAAAUGCACAUACUCAACUCCACCUCAACACCUCUCACAAUUUCAACAUCCGACACUACCACACACGCAUACUCCACCACAGACACACCAAUACACAUCCAUCCUCACUCUAUCACGCACAACAACACUUACACACACAUACGAACUGACACAAAUCCGAUACAUACAUCCACUCUGGCAUCAUUUCACACUGACACAUUUACACCCACCAAUCCCACUAACUUUCACAGCAACACUACAAUCAGUUCUCACACCACAACCAACAGCACUGCACCCACACACCCGCAGUCCUACCCAUUGCACCCAGUUGUCUUCACAGAUUACACCAACACAACAACUUCGGCAAACACAACAUCCGCUACAACACAUUCACCAAACGCAAACAACAGCGCCCUGCACACAAACACUAUAGGCAACAACACAGAAACACAACCCACAUCAGAACACCACAAUCAAACUUCCACCCAGCCUGAUCACUACAUCACAGCAUCCACCACCGGCAAUAACACAACCAAGGCCGUCGCAACAGACAAUACAACACACGAAACGCCACAAAACAUAGCCCACACAACAUACGAACAAACCCACAGCAUGUCUAGUACACAUCUGCACGCAACGCACACCUCAGACACAGCAAAAUCCACACCUACAUACACACCCACACCAACACCCACUCAUACUACGACACUUACACACUCACACAGUCCACUGCACAACACCACAUCACACCAAACACCAACCAUUACUACCAACACACACAUGAUACACACCACAUACAAACAGACUUCACCAACAUACUACAACACACAAAAACCCAUGCAUAAACCAACCUCCACGCCUACAUACACACCCACUCACCACCAAACUGACACCACCGCACACACACCCACUAACAAUAGAACAUACACGCCCACAUCUAAUCACACAUACACACCUACUGACACGCUAACCACCACGUCUACCAAACACGUUAGCAUCCACACUAACACACAACAUACUGACACUACUAAUGCCACCACAAUUACCACAUUAUUCCACCACCCGAACCAAACCAGCAUCGAAAACGCCGACGCGACCAUCAACACAAACACCACCGUCAACGCUUACACCUACACCACCGGUACCACUGCCCAUGCGCACGCCAAUACCCAUAAAACCACCCACACCGAUAGCUUCAUCAACAACACUAAUACAACCGACAUCGCAAACAUCAACACAACUCCUACUGCAUCCACACCAACACCUCACACACUACAUCAAACCCACCAGCACGAUUACACCAAACUCACCAACGCAACUACACACACCACCGACAAUCAGGCACAAACACUGCGAAUACAAACAUACGCACCACACUCCUACACCAACACCAACACACGCGCCAACGCCGACACCGACGAGAUGCACACCCAGGCACAAUACAACUACACAGACGCGACCACAUCAUCAACACCCACACACUCCCCACUGCACACCGACUACGACCAAAUGCACAUACUCAACACCACCUCAACACCUCUCACAAUCUCAACAUCCGACACUACCACACACACAUACUCCUCCACAGACACACCAAUACACAUCCAUCCUCACUCUAUCACGCACAACAACACUUACACACACAUACGAACUGACACAAAUCCGACACAUACAUCCACUCUGGCAUCAUUUCACGCUGACACAUUUACACCCACCAAUCCCACUAACUUUCACAGCAACACUACAAUCAGUUCUCACACCACAACCAACAGCACUGCACCCACACACCCGCAGUCCUACCCAUUGCGCUCUCUAUCCUACACAGAUUACACAGUCACUCGUGAGGACUCUGGCAUAUCGACAGGCGGUAGGUCGCCGUCUGUCUCUACCGUCAUUGCUAAGGAAGGGAUCCUGUCCUCAACAGCUAGGAGUGACUUCCAAAUUAGUGAGGGUACAAAGCAAAUGGUUUCUUUCUUCAGUUCUGCAACUCCCACAAUGCCCACCACUGAUAGCCACCUUCUGAUCUCUCAAGGUAUGGAUAUCGCACGUUUUUGAUCUGCCACGCUGCUCUCAACAAUUUAAUUCAUCACACUUUUAUCUGACUUUUAUACAGCUCCCACAUCAUUUGUGGUGACGGCCAAUAUUCGCCAACUCUGGAAGGAGGCAUACACGGAUGCGUUUUCUUUGCCAUCCAGGAACCUGUCGCUGAUGGUUUGUGGAAUGGUGGGUUGACGUCUCUAUUGAGAAACUUAUUUUAGCAGUUUAUUCAAAUUUCUAGUCGGUUUCAACUGAACUUUCGACUUACGGCGAACUAAAAAACGUUAGUACAAUGGCAUCGAAGAACGAUAUGCGUGGUGGGUCCGACGAGCAUACAACCUAGCCUAUCUAACAGAUUCUUAUCCAAACAUUGGUUACUUGUGCGAGUAUAGCUAUGGCUCAUGGACUUGAGAUAGCUCAUUAUUGAGAACACCAGCCAGGAAAACACCGAAUGAACUUUCCGCUCCAAGUUGGUUGCCCAUACUUGAUGCAGCGUUUGCUGAGGUGUUACUCUCACACAACUUCCGGGAACUUGAGUUCCUAGCGUCAAGUACACGAAACGUGGAUGAAGUAGGAUCAACAAAACACUGCUAAAUAUAGGUUGGU
Dicrocoelium dendriticum is the source of this 7689-nucleotide messenger RNA. The record is from the annotation of a GenBank genome assembly. Lineage: Eukaryota; Metazoa; Platyhelminthes; Trematoda; Plagiorchiida; Dicrocoeliidae.